This is a messenger RNA of Puccinia graminis f. sp. tritici CRL 75-36-700-3, 849 nucleotides long. RefSeq lists its product as uncharacterized. The transcript has 2 exons. The coding region runs from base 1 to 849 and encodes 282 amino acids. Lineage: Eukaryota; Fungi; Basidiomycota; Pucciniomycetes; Pucciniales; Pucciniaceae. The record is from RefSeq and is a predicted model, not a curated record. Gene Ontology annotation, cellular component: ERMES complex. Gene Ontology annotation, biological process: phospholipid transport; mitochondrion organization.
AUGUCAAACUCUCGAAACCCUCCCAUUCUUCUCAACGACUCCAACUAUUCCACUUGGUCUUUUCUCAUGGUAGCAAAAUUGAGCAAACUUGACGCUCUCGAUGUCGUUCUAGGAACCGUCAAGAAACCGAAGCUGGAAGAUCCGGAAAAACCAACAAAAGAAGCACUUGCGUAUGAGGAAAUCAAUCGGAUUGCGUACAUUGAAAUCAUCGAACAUCUGGACAACCAUCACUUGGCUUACGUGUCCCAAAUACUAAUCGACGAAACCUCGUUCUGCGGCUUCUCUGUCUGGCAGAUCCUGAAGAAAAAAUACGCCGUCCGCGCUGCCAAUCAAAAACUCAUAUCGUCCAAGAUUGGUCUCGACGAUCAAGUCAAGAACGCAAUCAUCCUUCGCAAGCUCCCCUCCGAAUUUCAAUCGCUAAAAACUGUUCUCAGCAUCGGCUGCUCAAGCGAUACCGUAGCCAUGAUGUUGAACCGACUCGAACGACACGCAGCUCAAAACCACCUCAACCGCUCCUCGUCGAUUCCCUCUCCACAAGCGCUUCUGACCACCGAUGAUAAGUAUUAUCUCUGCCCCCAUUGCAAGAAGGGAUUCACUAUCUGCUCCCACUGUGACAAGGCUGGUCAUCGAGAAUCGAUCUGUUUUGAAAAACAUCCUGAACGAUGUCCAUCAAAGUCUUCAGCUACCUCAUCUGUUUCAAAACCCGCCGCAACAGCCCAGGCUCAUCUUGCGUACACUGUUCCUCACGGCUUCACUCCUGAGCAAGUUGAAAGCGAACGAAACUUUCAAGCGAUGCUAGCGAACCCUGAAUUCAAGAAACUGAACAUCAACGCUGAACAUCGAUUGUAG